CACACACACACACUGCAGGGUAUAUAAGCAGAAGCAGAGGACUCCCGGUCGGAGAAGCAGCAGCAGACUGACUCCAGCCAGCAGCAGCUCCUCUCUCCAGCUUCCUCUGAGUCCAACGCUGCGUUGAAACAGACGCAAACAUCUCUCACUCCUGAGAGGGAUCAUCCGCCCUGAACUAUCGCCACCAUGUCUGAUCAAGGUGCCACCGCAGUUCCGUCCGAAGCCCCCCCUCCACCCUCUGGGCCCCGUCCCAAGGGGACGAGCCGUGGCCGCACCUCAGUUCCCAUGGCCAGCGCCAACUCUGACUCCACAGACAUCCCUGAGUUUGAGUUCUUCGGAACCCCGAGAGGACUUCCACCUCUGACCGAGUUUCUCGACAUCACCGAGGUGGACAUGAUGAAGGAGCCAGAUAAAGGCAACACAAUUCAACACCACACCGCGUAUUUCAACACCAACAAUCUCAUCGUCCGCCGGGGACAAGAGUUCCAGGUCAAGGUCACCUUCAACCGUCCCUACGACGCCGCGAGCGACAAGUUCGCUGUGGAGUUUGUCAUCGGCUCCAGCCCUCAGUUCAGCAAGGGCACCUACAUCCCCGUCUUCCCCACUAAGGAUCGUCAGAGCUCCUGGAAAGGCCGCGUCACAGACAAGUCAGGCAACUCGGUCACCAUGGGCAUCACUCCUAUGGCCAACUGCAUUGUGGGGAAGUACCAGAUGUACGUCGCCGUGGCGACACCCUUCGGCAUCCGCAGGACGACGCGGGACGACAGCCGAGACCUCUACAUCAUCUUCAACCCCUGGGUGGCAGAUGACGCUGUGUUCCUGGAUGAUGAGAGGGAGAGGGAGGAGUCUGUGAUGACUGAGAUGGGGAUCAUCUACCACGGCGCCUACGACGAUGUCUCGGAGAGAAACUGGAACUAUGGACAGUUUAACCAUGGAGUCCUGGAUGCCUGCCUGUACAUCAUGGACAGGUGUGAGAUGCCCAUCACCAACAGGGGAGACCCCAUCAAGGUGACCAGAAAGGCCUCUGCUAUGCUGAACUCUCGUGAUGACGAUGGCGUGUUGGUGGGGAACUGGAACGGCGACUACACCUACGGCGUGGCGCCCACCUCCUGGACCGGCAGCACAGAAAUCCUGAUCAGCUACGCCAGAAGCAAGAUGCCCGUCUGCUACGCUCAGUGCUGGGUCUACGCCGCCGUCUUCAACACCUUUCUGCGCUGUCUGGGCAUCCCAUCCCGAGUCGUCACAAACUUCUUCUCGGCCCACGACAACGACGGAAACCUGAGGACCGACAUCAUCCUGGAUGAGACCGGCAGGAUUGACCGCAACCGCACCAGGGACUCGAUCUGGAACUACCACUGCUGGAAUGAGUGCUACAUGACCAGGCCAGAUCUCCCUACUGGCUUUGGAGGUUGGCAAGUUGUGGAUGCGACACCACAGGAGACCAGUGAUGGCAUGUACAGAUGUGGUCCUGCCUCAGUCCACGCCAUCAAACAUGGGCAGAUUUGCUUCCCCUUCGACGCUGCCUUCGUCUUUGCCGAGGUCAACAGCGACGUGGUGUUUUACUCCCGGAGGAAAGACGGGACCAUGGAGCCAGUCAAAGUGAACCGGACUCACGUCGGCCGCAUGGUGUUGACCAAAGCUCUUGGAGACAUGACCAGUCGCGAUAUCACCGACCAGUACAAGUUCCCUGAAGGCAGUGCACAGGAGCGGACCGUGCUGGAGAAAGCAGAGGAGUACGGCUGCAAACGAGAGAAGUCGGACCCUCCCCAGGCCGACGUGGACCUGGUCCUGCCCACCAUGGAGAUCAGCAUGGGCGACGACUUUGAGCUGAGCCUGGAGUUCAUCAACCGCAGUGACCAGCAGCGAACCGUAGACGCCUACAUCAGCGGCAACAUGGUGUAUUACACCGGAGUCACCAGCUCUGAGUUCCUGUUCCAGACUCCCUCAGUGAUCAUUCAACCCAACAGUACUGUGAAGGAGUUGGUGGACGUCAAGUCAAAGAAGUACAUGAAGCAUCUGGUGGAACAGGCAAACCUUCACUUCAUCUUUACUGGGAAGGUCGAGGAGACCGGCCAGAUCAUCACCACCAUGAAAGUGGUCACCCUGCACAACCCCAAAAUCAGCGUUGAGGUAUCCGGUGGAGGCAAAGUCAGUGAUGAGAUGAUGGCGAGGGUCCAGUUUACAAACCCCUUCACCUUCAGCCUGGACGACGUCUACAUUCGCAUGGAAGGACCCGGGGUCAUGGCGACCAAGUCCAAAUAUUACAGUCUGAUCCCGGGAGGCUCCUCUCUGACCUGGACCGAGUACUUCAACCCGCAGAGAAGCGGCUCCACCAGAGUGAUCGUCACCCUGGACUGUCCCGCUCUCAGGCAGGUCUCCGGCCAGGCGUCCAUCACCAUCCAGCCCUGAGGGACGCCACAGAAUCACCGAUGUCCCACAUCAUUUAACUCACCUACACUUUAGCCAGAAUAUAAACCUAUAAUAUAGACUGUAGGUUUACAACAGCUAGCAUUUAUAACACAAAGGGGUAAUUGAAAUAGUUUUGUCGUGUUAGGAAAAAGACAGCUAUGGGAUUUUUUUUUUGUAUGAUUACAAACUAGUGGAUCCACAUAAAAUGUUCUAUCGUAGUGAAUUUUGUCUUUUUGACCAUUUGAUAGCUCAAAUGUUUUCAUAUGAGGAUUAUUUCUUAAAUUUAAAGCUGCAGUAAUCAGGUUUAUUUCUACUGGGGAGUAGAAUUACUCCAAAAAUAUCUAAACAGAAAUAUGUUAUUGUCUUAAUAAUUCGAUAGGACCUGGAUUUAUCAGAUAGGAAAUGUUCCAUUAAAAAUAAUGAGCUAAAAAAAGGCUGAAAAGCUCAGUGGGAUGAUAUUUGUCUGUGAAUAUUAGCAACUAAAUUUAUGCUAAUGUUCAAAUUUCAGUUACAAAAUACUGAUUAAUGCAACUUUAACUUUUCCACUGGAAAAUGUAGCCCUGCUAUGCAACAACAAUUACAUUUAAACUGUUGUAUUUUAGUUAGUGUUCUGACAACUCUUUAUAUAAACGUGUACAAGAACAAAUGCAACCAUCAAAAACAAUAAAACAUCCAAACCUG
Molecule: messenger RNA, 3090 nt
Organism: Hippoglossus stenolepis (Pacific halibut)
Lineage: Eukaryota; Metazoa; Chordata; Actinopteri; Pleuronectiformes; Pleuronectidae
Gene: f13a1b
Product: coagulation factor XIII, A1 polypeptide b
Exons: 15
Coding region: 187-2409 (740 amino acids)
Biological process (GO): peptide cross-linking; blood coagulation, fibrin clot formation
Molecular function (GO): protein-glutamine gamma-glutamyltransferase activity
Source: RefSeq, a predicted model, not a curated record